This is a messenger RNA of Coccinella septempunctata (seven-spotted ladybird), 1232 nucleotides long. RefSeq lists its product as uncharacterized. Lineage: Eukaryota; Metazoa; Arthropoda; Insecta; Coleoptera; Coccinellidae. The transcript has 2 exons. The record is from RefSeq and is a predicted model, not a curated record. Bases 198 to 1232 code for a protein of 344 amino acids.
ACCUAGAAUACCAUGUAGUACGUGUUGUCAUGUACGCGCGCACAAGGUUUAAAGAUUCAAAUCCCCACUCCGCUGCUCCAUAUCCCCGCUGUAUCCAUGCCCAACUCCUCAUUGUGUUUCUUGUGCUCGGCGUACGAGGUUGUCGAUUCAACUAACGGAAUACGACGUAUAAAAUAAUUCGAUUCGGAGAAGACACCAUGGGAAAAUCCAAGCAUAAACGGGACUCUAGUUCAGACAGCUCGUCGGAAAGAUCUAGUUCGAAGCGUUUGCUGAAACGUAUUAAACAAUUGGAAAAGAGAUUAGACGAUCGCCGUAGAGACAAAGAUGGCAAACGCAAACAUAGAUCCCGCUCUCUUUCUCGUGCAGAGAAAGGUACUCGUUCUUGUGCAGAGAACGGUUCCAAUGACCGAUCGCUUUCUCGUGCAGAGAAACUUCGACGGGUGGAAAAAGACGAACAUUUGGAGCAAAGACGACACAGUAAGUCUCCCUCCAGAGUGUCACGUAGAUUUCGUGCAGAUUCUACGGACAAUUUCGCAACUACACCCCCUAUUGAAGUAGGUUCCGUAGAUGCAUACAGUGUUACAGAACCUACAGACGACGUAUUAGAUUUGAAUACGGAUGAGGAUACACUAGAGGAAGAGCUGUCAGAGAAUAUUUUACAUAUUCUCGGAAAUAGCGAUCGUAAUAAAAAUUUGGAAACCCAAUUUGGAUUACAUGGCGCGAUAGCCCCCGUUUGGGAAAAUAUUUUAGUGAAAGGUUUCAAGAAGGAGGAAAUCGAAAACCUCCUGCAGAGAUAUGAAAUGCCUAAUAACCUCACAUUAUUAGCACCUCCAAAAUUAAACAAUGAAGUCGCAGCCAUCCUUUCGAAGACAAAUGUUGCUCGAGAUGGAUCUUAUACAGAGAUCCAACACCAGGUUGGCAAAGGUCUAUGUGCCUUGGGCAAAGGAAUGAACCUUAUCUUGGCAAACAGGGAAAAUAUUCCUGAAGAGUACAAGACAACUCUACUAACCUAUUUGAGUGAUUCUAGUCGCAUUCUAGCGACUAGCAAAGGGGGGGAGUCAACUAAAUACAAACCCAAUCCGACCAAGAACACUUUAAACUACAGGCGCCCAGUCCGUCUUCUGGAAGAGACGAGGCAGAAAAAAGGGCAAUCUUCCAGAUAUCAACGUUGGGAGAACCAGAAACAGGAACCGAGAAAGCACCAGAACGACUACUGGAAGAACCGUCGUUAG